Ustilaginoidea virens is the source of this 450-nucleotide messenger RNA. RefSeq lists its product as uncharacterized. The transcript has a single exon. The record is from RefSeq and is a predicted model, not a curated record. Lineage: Eukaryota; Fungi; Ascomycota; Sordariomycetes; Hypocreales; Clavicipitaceae. Bases 1 to 450 code for a protein of 149 amino acids.
AUGCGCCAGGCAGCUGCAGCGACUGGCAGCGGCUGGGCAGCGGCUUGGCAACAGCUGGCAGCAGCUGCCAGCCAGAUUGACAGCGCAAGCCAUCCCCCGCCUGCUGACCAUCUUACAGAACACGCACCUACCCAGCGUUGCCAGGUAUUGAUUGACUCGAUUCGAGCAGUUUGGCGUUUAGCGACGCACGACUCGGAGGAUGACGACGACAACGACGACGACAACGACGACGACGAAGCCGACACUGACGACUCACAGGCAGCAAGCAAUGUACUAAACGGCCCCUUGAUCUUGGACCCUCGGGCGGGAAAGCCACUGCAAAAGUCCCAACCCGGAGCGACCAGCGACCAGCGACCAGCGGCCAGCGGCCAGCGGCCAGCGGCCAGCGGCCAGCGAAUAGCGAAAUGGCGAAAUGGCGAAUACCGCGUUGGUGCGCCGCUUCCAACCUGA